This is a messenger RNA of Panonychus citri (citrus red mite), 4849 nucleotides long. RefSeq names its product lachesin-like. Bases 3532 to 4836 code for a protein of 434 amino acids. The transcript has 9 exons. The record is from RefSeq and is a predicted model, not a curated record. Lineage: Eukaryota; Metazoa; Arthropoda; Arachnida; Trombidiformes; Tetranychidae. Gene Ontology annotation, cellular component: neuron projection.
GAGUCCUCGUUCGUUUACAUGGGAAAAGAGCAAAAAACUACUGGACUCAUUCAAGGAUCAAAAUACUGAAUUUGAGUCGAUAACAAAAUCAGCUGAUGAUUAGAACGUUUGUUUGGUCAAAGGUUAUUUUCUAUUCCAAAAGAGGGCGCAAGAGUUACCUUAAUUUUCUCAAUUCAAUUAAUUGUUUCAAAUUGAUUUAAUUGUUGACUAGAUGUUCAUCAUUAAGAAUUAACUCCGAUUAAUAUUACUACCUAAUUUACUUCCUGUAUUCCCCAAUUCAUUCAAUCACCAUUGACAUCGAGUCAAUCAAAAUAUUGUUUUGGUUCAUUGAUCAACAAUUAAUUUGUUUUGAAUACCAACUAAUUAUAAAAAAACAACAAUGUAACAAUUUACUAAUCAUCAUUACAUUCAAUUGUAUCAAGUGAUUCAUUUCUCUCUUUCCGGUUGUAACAAUCCGUUAUUGUUUGAGAUGUUCCAACAAUUCCUUUCAAUUGUUUUUUCUUUUAAUUAAUUUCUCCUUAGGCCUUAGUAUCUCAAGAAGAUCAAAAUGGUGGAAUCGGAAGAUAUUGAAUCUCUUCACCAACUACAAACAAAGAAUCACAAGGAACCUUUCUCAUUAGAAUUGUAUUAAUUGUAUUAAUAUAUCAACUACACAAAUCUAUUGUUUCUUAGUACAUUAGGAUGAGAAAGACAAACCAUUGGAAGUUGAUCUGUAAACAAUUGAUCCAGUCGAUGGAGAUGAUCCUCUCUUUUUGGUUAUAUGUUUAUCCCUUGGAUAGGAUUAAAAGCCCAAACGAUUAACGAGACAAUGUAUUGGUUACAUAGAGAUGAGACUUGAGAAGUUUUAAUUUCAUCUCUCUUUCUUUGGAUAAAAUUAUAUUCCAUUGAAUUUAUCAUCAUCAUCUUCUUGUCUCAAGUGGUUCUAUUGAAUAUGUAUGCAUAAAUAUCAACACUCCAUUGGAACAUUGAUCAACAGUAACACCAAACCUGAGGUGAUUCGUGAUUAAACUAUUGUGUUUAUUAAAGGAAAGAAAGGAACAAGAAAAAAAAAGAAAAGAAAAGUGUUGAAAAAAAGAGAAGAAGAAAAGAAAACUGAAAAAGAGAAUAGAAAAAAAAAAUUUCUAUAAUCCUCAUUGGGAUUUCCUCUUUUCGUUUGAUUAUGGAUGAGGUGAAUUAAUGAUAGUCAAUAUGUGAAGAAUUGUUUAUCAUCAUUACCACUUCCAUGAUUAUUAUUAUACAACUAAAACCCUCCAGGCUGUUAUUAAUUUGCUUAGUUUUGACUUUGGAAAAUCAUCUUUCAUCAAAUCAUAAUGAUUACCAUCCAGAAAUCAACCGAUGUAACUAAUCAAAUUGAGAAGGUGUUUAAUCAGAUUCAAUCAAAUGAUCACUUUUUUUUAUUUAUAACCAUUGGAAGUUUGAUUUACUUUUUCUUCCCAGUUCCAUUUUCACCAAUCCCUCAUGGAUCACAAUUAAUUCCGAUGUCAUGGUGAUUAUGAUCAACAUCAAUAUCCCCAUUGAGUUUCCAUCUAUUUUCAAGAGCCACUUAUUUCCGUUAAAUGAGAUAACAUAAACAUUGAAACAGGAAAAGGAAAAGGAAUCUACUAUUUACCCAAAUCUUUGAAACAAAACUUUGAAUUACAACGAGAUGAAAUUAAGUUCACAAAUUGCCAAAAGGUGAAUUAAAUUUAUUCUGAUAUUUAUUACAAUCAGAAUGGAAAAAAAAUAAGUUCUGUUCUUAUCUAUUUAUUCAAGGUUAUCAUGAAACGUUCAUCCCUGAAAUUUUGUGGACAAAAAAUGGCAAUAAUGAUAAAGAGAUUGGAUCAAGUUUGAUAUUAGCCAGUUGGAAGUAGCCAAUAUAAUCUGAUGGUAAUAAUUUAAACUCACUGAUUCUUAUGGAUAACAAUAAAGUUUACUCAUUGAUCAGUGGUAACAAUAAUUGUCAUCUUAAUGGUGACUUUACAUUUAUCAUAAUUUAGUUUGAAUCUUUUCAUGAUAACUGGAAACCAGGAAACAAAACAAAAUGGACCAUCAAUUGCAGAUCAUAAGUUGUCACCCUUAAGAAGGAAAAGUUAAAAAGGAAACUCAAAUAUGAUUGUUUAAAAGUUUCGAUUGAAUUGAAAAGUUGGAUAAAAGAGAAAAGAUCAACAAGGAGAAUUAAGAUGAUAGCGAACUCGCUGAACCUCAAACGAAUCGAUGAAACUAUUGAUGACUUCUUUUUUUCUCCUCUAAAAGUGAUGAGAAUCAUAAAGGAAGACAGGAUAUUGUCUAUCUCUCUUUACGAUGUUAUCAUCAUCUUUUGUCAUCAUUAUCAUCUUUGUAUUGUCUGUAUAACUUGUGGGAAGACUUUGCUGAUAUGAUGGACGGAAAAGGAAACAUGUUUGUCAAUUUUUCUUUUCACUUUCCAUCAUCGACAUGGUAAAUUUGUGGUGUUAUCGUGGUAACAAUAAGGAUCAUAAGAACAUUCAAUUCUUUAAGAACCCGAACUAUGAAUGUUUCCCGCCAAUAGAGAUUCAACUCUUUAUUGCGCUCGAAUCAGACCUGAUAUGCAAAUGAUUUGAAAGCAAAGGUAAUUGAUGGCAAACAAUAUGAAGAAACGAGAUGAUCUCAAAUGAUUAAGAUGAUAGUUUGUGAUGCUUUUUCUAAAUGUGAUAAAAAUAGUUAUAAAUCUGUCCAGAAUUGAUACUUCGCUAGAGGAAUAAAAAAACCGUUUACAGGGAAAACAUUGAGAAAAAAAGAUGAUGAAGAUGAAGAUAAGGAUGAUGGUGAUAAUGUAGAAGAUGAUAGGAAAAGUGGAAGAUGAAAUGAUGAGGAAAGAUGAGAUGAAUAUCAAGAUAGAGAGAGAAAGAAGUUCUUUUUACAUGGAAACUUUAUUGCCCAUGUCUCUUCAUAUGCUCUCUUUAUCUUCCAUUCUCUCUCUCUCUCUCUCUCUCUCUCUCUCUCUCUCUCUCUCUCUUCAUCAUCCAAAGUUCUUUUUCGAAAAAAACUUUUUAUAAUGUUCAUUCGAGAAUCAGAGGAAUCAUAAAAUUCAGUUUUCUCUUUUAUUUUCCUCUUAGAUGUAAUUCUUAAAAUCAGUUGAUCCUCAUGAAAUGAAGUUAAUACCUUUUGAUGUUGAUCUUAAAUUUUUCUUUCUCUUCAUUAUCUCAUCAUCAUCAUCAUCAUCCAGUCUAGUUAACCUUCAAUUAUCAUGAGUUUAUCUGUUUCCGUUUCCCUUUUAUACUGACACUUUAAUGUGAUGAUUAUAUUUUAAGAUUAAUCAUCUUUCAUUCAUUUAGUUGUAUGAAAAAAAUCAUCAGUUAAUUUGUUCAUAACUCAUCAAUUAGUUUACGUUAUUUGUAUUGUUAAUUAUGAUUGUUUACUAAUUGUUAACUACAAUUUGAUCAGCACUCGAUAAUCACUCAAAGUUACAACCAGAUCUCAGCAUUAAUUUUAACUAAUCAUAAGUUUUGUGAUCAACUUUUCUUGUUAAUCAUUGUAAUUAAAACAACAACUUGUUGCCAGCCAAUUUGUUAUAUUAUCAACAAUUAAGUGACAAUGUUGGAUAUUAGUGAACCUUUUAAACUUUGGUCUAAACGUAAUUUGAUUCAUUGGAAUCAAAUUACUUUUAAUUUGAUUGUCACGUUGACAUUUUGUAUAUAUUUCAUCUCACAAUGUGAUUGUAAACAUCAUUUAAUCACUAACAAUCUUUCUGAUCCAGAAAAUGAGCCAGAAUUUAUAUCAUCCAUUCCCAACCUAACGGUUCAAGUUGGUAGAGAUGCUCAGCUUCCCUGUACAGUUGAUAAUUUAGGUUCAUAUAAGGUAGCAUGGUUACGAGUUGAAGAUAAAGGUAUAUUAACAAUUCAUGAUCAUAUUAUCACACGAAAUUAUCGGGUCAGUUUAACUGUGACCGAUAAUCGUAAUUUUUUAUUGACCAUUAAAAGUGUCGCCGAAAGUGAUAAAGGUGGUUACAUGUGCCAGGUAAACACGGUACCAAUGAGAAGCCAAGUGGGCUAUUUGGAUGUUGUCUAUCCACCCACGAUCAUUGGUGAUAAUCGAAGUGAUUUCAUCUUUAAUGAAGGUUCAAAUGCCACUUUAACCUGUAAGGCCAAAGGUUAUCCAAGUCCAACAAUCCUUUGGAAGAGAGAGGAUAAGAAAGAGAUCCCAUUGCACAAUAGUCAAGGUAAAAAGUACAUAGUUCAUAAUGUAACCGGUGAGACGAUAACAAUAUCACGAGUGACGCGCGUUCACAUGGGCGCUUACCUUUGUAUAGCCUCGAAUGGUAUUCCUAAUUCAGUGUCCAGAAGAUUUUUACUCCAAGUAAAAUUUUCACCGGUUGUUUGGAUUCCCAAACAAGUGAUUGGUUCACAUUUAGGUAAAGAUGUAACUUUAAAUUGUCACAUUGACUCGUUUCCACCAUCAGUUAAUUACUGGAUUAAGGAAAAUGGUGAACUGAUUGCUCCAUCAUCAAAAUAUUCAAUCUAUCAUGAAGACAAGGAAUACAAGACUCAUUUAUCUUUGGUCAUUCGAAAUGUUCACAAAAGUGAUCUCGGCAUUUAUACUUGCUCAGCAAAGAAUCAACUUGGAUCCAAGGAAGCGAUUGUCACCCUCAUCGAUGAUCCAAAAGACCACAGAAUAGGAUCAGUAAACCGGAAACAGCAAUACAUCCAAGUUUCAGAAAGAUCUCCAUCUUUCAAUCAUGAUUUAAGUAAAAGUUCAUCUGACAUGGAGAACUCAAUUCUCAUGGAAGAAAGUGAAGGACUCAAGUCAUCGUCUCCCUAUAAAAAUAAACAUAAUUUGAUAGAGAAACAUGUUAAUUUAAUCAUUUCAUUAACUAUUGUAACCAUUGUUUUAAUAAACUAAAGUAUUAUGGAAA